This is a messenger RNA of Myotis brandtii (Brandt's bat), 840 nucleotides long. RefSeq names its product chromosome unknown open reading frame, human C2orf74 (gene DEMA1). The record is from RefSeq and is a predicted model, not a curated record. The transcript is spliced from 4 exons. NCBI's taxonomy places the organism in Eukaryota, Metazoa, Chordata, Mammalia, Chiroptera, Vespertilionidae. The annotation marks the transcript as partial.
AAGUUUUGGAUCAUUAUCCUGUGCAUACAUGGAUUGAAGGGUGUGCACAUCGUCAAGCUGACUAACCGUUUCCAAGCUUUUCUCCAGGGAUGCAGCAGCUUAGACUCCUGCCAGCAGUAUGUGAGAUUCCCUGCUGUUCGCUUCUUCACCAGCAAUUUCCAAAGAAGGAAAACUGAAGAGACAGAAAACGGUCCUUGUGAAGAUUGUUUAACUGAUAAUGUGCAGGCAAGCAAUCCAAGAGACCAAGAAAAUAAUCUACAGCAAAUCAUUAGGCCUGGCAUCCUUGUCCACAGACCAAGUAAAGAAAUGGUGGCCGCAUACUUGAAAAACAAUGAGGACAUAGAGGGCGGAGUGGAGGGCGAAAUACAAGAGGAGCCAGAUCCUGAGGGUUCUAAAGAGAACAGUCCAAAGGACACUGAUUUGCAAGGAGCACACGUGUCUGUCACUGGAACCCCUUCAGUUACUGACAACAGCAAAAGACCUUUAAAAGGAGUGACGUUUUCUAGGGAAGUGAUUGUUGUGGAUCUUGGGGAGAAACACCCUGCACCGCAAAGCCAUAUUCAAGAACAUAAAGAGAGAAAAUGAAGGUCAGAAAAGGCUGAGAGUGAAAGCCACGUACCCUGAGACUAGCAGUGCAAUGACUGGGGGUAUGAAAUCAUGUUGAAACGGCAAAAUAAUGGAGAAUUAAGCAAAUACAAAUAACAUUUUAUCUUUGUGCAGAAAGAAGUGGGCUACAUGCAAAAUUGUAAGUAAAAUACCUAGAACUUGAAUAUAAUGUGUGUUUUUUUAAACACAAAUCCGAGUUCAAGAAAUUGAUUAUAUUAAGUGUCCUUGCAACUC